AUGUCGCGCUCUCAAGCCCAUACAGGCUCGCCCGGCGGCAACGAGCCACCGAGACGGCCGAACAAUGCCAAGGACAACGUCACCAAAAGCCACUACGAUGAACGCUUUCGAGUUUCAAAGCACAAGCCAGCUGAUCGUUCCAGGUAUGCGGGAAUCUGCCUCCGUUGCAACGAGCCGCACCAUGGUACUCGCCAGGCAAAGGAUUGCGACCGCGCUUGUGCAUCUUGCGGAAAGAUGGAACACUUCGGCACUUGGUGCCCCGAAUUCCAGACGAAGAAGAUGUGGAGGAAGUACGCCUACAAUGAUCCUCCCGAGGAAGACAAAGCCAUCGACCUUGAACAGCAACUGAAUGAUGCUCAGGCUGAGACCCAGAAGCUCAUGAAUGAGCUCAGCGAUGCCGGUGAUGACAACGAGAAUCUUGAACUUGCUCUCCAGGAUACCCGGAACGCCCUCGUUGAAGUAAUGACGGUGAAUGGCGAGCUCCAAAGGGAUCUCGACACGCUGCGCAACAUGUACUUGGCCAGGGGAAUGGGAUCGGGCCAGAUGCAGAACCCUCCACAACAGUGGUUCGCUCCUGGCUAUGGAUACCCUCCAUUCGGCUUCGCUUCCGGCUCGGGCUCACUUCAGCAACAACCCGGUCAACCUCCGAUGCCCCUCUAUCCAUACCCAAAUAUGAACGAGGCAAUCGCACGCGCACAGUUCGGGCCCACGGAUGCAUACAAUCAGCGUGGACCCAUUGCCUACAUCGGACAACAGCAGCCUAUCCAAGGUUAUGCGCCGCAUCCAAGUAUCCAGCAGUGGGCUCCGCUCCUACAAGCACAUCAACAAGCUCCUCGAUUCCCGACGCUCAGUCGUUCUCCAGCCCAGUUACAUCACGGCGAUGCUCACCAGGCUUUCCAACAGCCCAUGCAGGAUGGAGGAAUAGCUACAGUCGCCCAGCACCAAGCUCAAAGUCCGCAGAUGCAUGAGCAGUCUCCACAGGAUUAUGAGCCGUGUUCAGGCACUCAAAACAUGGCUUCGCCGCAGCAGUUGAACCAGUACACGUCUCCAUACCCAGAACGUAGUCCUCAGUAA
Messenger RNA from Lasiodiplodia theobromae, 1074 nucleotides. RefSeq lists its product as uncharacterized. NCBI's taxonomy places the organism in Eukaryota, Fungi, Ascomycota, Dothideomycetes, Botryosphaeriales, Botryosphaeriaceae. The transcript is spliced from 2 exons. The record is from RefSeq and is a predicted model, not a curated record. Bases 1 to 1074 code for a protein of 357 amino acids.